CAACACUAGAAAGUGUUCAGCAGCAAAUGUGAAUUCAAAAGCCAGUUGUUUAAUGAAUUUGUUUUUUGUUUAUUAUAACUUAAUAUAUUGAAACAUGAAAACGUGAUUAAUAUGGAACCGCUAGAAUUCAAUAAAAAAACAGGAAGUAGUAUAAAUUUAAAAGACUUUUUACAAAAUAGCAAACAACGGCUGGAACGCAUACUACAUAGAUCUAAAAUUAAAACUGAAUUAAAAAAUUUAACAUCAAAGAAAUUAGAAGAUAAUGCAGCCAAUUUAAAUAAAAAUGAUCCACCGCUACCUGAAAGUUUCAUGAGCAAUCAAUAUACCGUCAAAUUAGAUCAAAAUGAAUUGCAGAAAUUAUUAUCUAAUAAAACCAUUAAAAUACCGGAAAGGUUUUCAGAUUUGCAAGUAAAUUUUAACUGUGAACAAAAAUUGAAAAUCUAUGAAUACGUUUUGCAGCGAACAGGAAAAUUUUCGGAGCCAGAAUUGAAAAUACCUUUUUCCAAUGAAGGUAAUAAGACCUUUGCUGAAAUAGUUGCUGCUGAAAAUCGUGAAAGAAAACAAAAACAACGGAGGCAUCGUAAAUCUAAACCGACACACAUUGAAGAAGUACGUAGUUUAGUAGAAUUACAAAUGUUAGCAAUGGAGCAAUAUAUGAAAAAAGAAAAGCAUAAAAUUCAUAGAAAUGAGAAAAGUAGAAAGGAUAUUAAACGCACAGAAACAUACAGCAGUAGAUCAAAUAGAAGUCGUAGUAUUGAACGUCGAAGUCCUUAUCAUCAUAGCAAUCAUUACAAACACGAAAGAAGUAAACACAAAACGCGUAGUCGAAGUCGUGAUCGUUAUUACAAAAGUAGUAGCAAUAAGCGACAAGAAUCAAAACACCGUGACAAAACUGAUUCAGACAGCAGAAGAAGGUAUAGUUCUGAACAUUAUAAACACAAAAGAAGUAAAAGUCCUGACAUACAUAAAAAAAGAAAGAAACACAAACGUAGUAGAAGUUCAAGUUAUGAUGGAAGCCACACACAUAAAAAAAAGCACAAGCAUUAUGAAUAAAAUAGAAACUCGCCAAUAAAACACUAAAUGCUUUCAUUAAAA
Messenger RNA from Teleopsis dalmanni, 1095 nucleotides. Its product is annotated as pre-mRNA-splicing factor 38B-like. Bases 112 to 1053 code for a protein of 313 amino acids. The record is from RefSeq and is a predicted model, not a curated record. The transcript has 4 exons. Lineage: Eukaryota; Metazoa; Arthropoda; Insecta; Diptera; Diopsidae.